AUGUGCAGUGGAUGUGGAAUGAAAAUGUGUAUUGAUUGGAGCACAGAAGUAUCUCACUAUAUCAUACCAGGGAUGUACAUUACAAGGACUUUCUUUCCUCUUCUUGUUAUAUUUAUUGCUUGUACAACUCUAGCCACAAAUCAUGUGAAGGACAUUACAAACAACAAAUACAUUAUUGAUAUGGUUAAGUUUAUUUGUUCUUGGAUUCUUAUGAUGUCAAUGAUGACAGGAAAUGGGUUUAUCUUAAUAGCAAUGCUGCUUUCUGUUAUUACAAGUAGAAUUAUACUACAAAAAAUGAAGAAGGAUAGGUCUAUAUCCUGCUGUUAA
This is a messenger RNA of Nematocida parisii ERTm1, 327 nucleotides long. RefSeq lists its product as uncharacterized. The record is from RefSeq and is a predicted model, not a curated record. Bases 1 to 327 code for a protein of 108 amino acids. The transcript has a single exon. NCBI's taxonomy places the organism in Eukaryota, Fungi, Microsporidia.